AUGGCCAACCCGGUAGAGCAAGCCGGCUCCCUGCCCAACGGGACAGUUGUGAGCGGCAACUCCCUGUCCUUUGAGCGGCCGCUAGUGGAGUCAGACUCUGGGUCGUUCUCCUGCUGGGCCAAUAACUCUGUGGGCUGGGGCGAGGCGGUGGUUAUCAUUACCAUCCGGUCAGGCAAUUUUAACAAUUGCCCGCAAAUGUGUGUGUCUUUUGUAGGUGGUGGUGGUGGUGAUAAUGGUGAAGAUGACGAUGGUGUUGAGCCCUGGGUCAUAGCUGUCGCCGUCAUUGUGCCACUGUUGGUUUUGGCUGCAGUGGCUGGAUCCGUCUUUUUCUUUUGCAAGAGGAAGGGGACUCAAGCAACGAACAAGCGACAACAUGGCCGGGACGCUCCAGUAGGUUCCGCACACCAACCGAAUGACCACGCUAACAAUGACGUGGAGACCCCUAGAGCCCAGCCACAUGGAAAAGGAGCGCCCACUGAAGGGGGCAUUGUGCAACAGAUCCCCAGUUCAUCAAGUGAGAAUAAAACAACAGAGUAUGCACAAAUUGCAGUGCCUCCUCCCGGUAGAGACAAUCUCACCGACGGAGGGCUGAAUGGGAAACCGAAUCGUGGCCACGUCAAGGCACCAAACGCAGAUGACAACCCUGCUGGCAGUGGUGGAAAACAGCCACCACAAGCUGCUCCGGCGACGAUUUACGCUGAACUCAAUCAAGAGAACUUGGCUAAGAAACGUCCAGUUGGAUCCACAUCAGCUGGCAAACCUACAAGUGGUGGAAAACAGCCACCGCAAGCUACUUCGGCGCCGAUUUAUGCUGAAGUCAAUAAAGAGAAAGCGGAUAAGACAAGUCCAGUUGGAUCCACAUCAGCUGGCAAACCUACAAGUUCGAGCUUCCAAGCAGGAGGUGAUGACGCAAAUGGGCAACAGCACCUGCAAAAGCCAAAGCCAAACGUACCUCCAAAGCCGAAGAAGGGUUCCCAGAAUAACGCCGAUUGAAGUGAGAAUCAAGACAGUGAAAUUGAGCCACCCGCAGGACGUGAUGAA
Molecule: messenger RNA, 1041 nt
Organism: Petromyzon marinus (sea lamprey)
Lineage: Eukaryota; Metazoa; Chordata; Hyperoartia; Petromyzontiformes; Petromyzontidae
Source: RefSeq, a predicted model, not a curated record